ACUUGAGGAGUUGGGAAGAACAAUCUACAUACUAGUCCACACUGGUGGUCUUAUUUUCUGCUAGGGUUAGGGUUUCCUGGAUACGCAAUGGCUAACCGUACGGACCCAACGGCGAAGAGCAUACACGGAACCAAUCCGCAGAACCUUGUGGAGAAAAUAGUGCGGUCGAAGAUUUACCAGAACACUUACUGGAAGGAGCAGUGCUUCGGGCUGACGGCGGAGACGCUGGUCGACAAGGCUAUGGAGCUGGAUCACCUUGGCGGAACCUUCGGCGGAAACCGCAAGCCCACGCCUUUCAUGUGCCUCGUCAUGAAGAUGCUCCAGAUCCAGCCCGAGAAGGACAUCGUCGUCGAAUUUAUCAAGAAUGAGGAUUACAAGUACGUCCGUGUCCUCGGCGCCUUUUACUUGCGUCUUACCGGAACGGAUAUCGACAUUUAUCGCUACCUUGAGCCUCUGUACAAUGAUUAUCGCAAGUUGAGGCUCAAAUCAUCUGAAGGAAAGUUUACUUUAACUCAUGUGGACGAGUAUAUUGACGAGCUGCUAACAAGUGAUUACUCUUGUGAUAUUGCCCUGCCUAGAGUUAAGAAAAGAUGGACCCUUGAAUCUCUUGGUCAAUUGGAACCCCGAAGAAGUGCUUUGGAAGAUGACUUUGAAGAGGAGGAGGAGAAGGAUGAGGAUGAGCAGUUAACUACUGGAUUAGAUGAUGGGCAUGAUAAGGAUUAUCAUCAUGGUCACAGUCCAACAAGGGAAAGAGAUAGGGACAGGAGGCGAGAUAGAGAUAGUCACAGAUACAGGGAUCGUGAUUAUGACAGAGACCGAGAUUAUGAUAGAGAGUAUGACAGGGAUCGUGACUAUGAUAGGGAGCGGGGAAGAGGACGUGACAGGGACAGGGAUAGAGACAGAGAUAGAGAUAGGGACAGGGAACGCCAUCGGUUGAGGGAAGACAAGGACUAUGGCCGUGAUAGGGAUCGAGAAAGGGACAGAGAAGGCAGGGAACGGGAUAGACGUGAUCGGGGUCGCAGAAGGAGCCACUCUAGAAGCAGAAGCAGAGACCGCAAGGAUCGUGAUGAUGAGCGGCGUAAGAGACAUGCUCGCAGCAGUGCUAGUCCCACUAGGGAUGAACCCAAGAAAAAGAAGAAAGCUGAGAAGAAGGAGAUGAGAGAGGAUGGAACCGAUCAUCCAGACCCAGAGAUUGCCGAAGCAAAUAGACUGAGGGCAUCCCUUGGGUUGAAACCUUUGAAGUAGUAACAAAUAGAAGAGCAGUGGCUUGCAGUAUGCAUGCAAUUUGUGUAGUUUGUUUCUAAUACUAUAUAAGCUACUGCAGCUUGUGCUUUUGAAUGGUUACUGUACCAAAUAUUCUAAACCCCUUGGUGCUUGUAUAAUCAUCUUACCCUUGGAGUUGCAAUAUUUUAGUGGACCAAAUCUUUAACCUCAGUCUCAAUAUUA
This is a messenger RNA of Ipomoea nil (Japanese morning glory), 1446 nucleotides long. Its product is annotated as pre-mRNA-splicing factor 38. Bases 88 to 1245 code for a protein of 385 amino acids. Gene Ontology annotation, cellular component: precatalytic spliceosome. The record is from RefSeq and is a predicted model, not a curated record. The transcript has 5 exons. Lineage: Eukaryota; Viridiplantae; Streptophyta; Magnoliopsida; Solanales; Convolvulaceae.